AUGCAAAAUUCUGAUAUUAUUUCAACAGUUGAAUUUAAUUACUCUGGUGAUCUUCUUGCAACGGGAGACAAAGGUGGCAGAGUGGUUAUAUUUCAAAGGGAACAAGAGAAUAAAAGCCGUCCUCAUUCAAGGGGAGAAUAUAAUGUUUACAGUACCUUUCAGAGUCAUGAACCUGAGUUUGACUACUUGAAAAGUCUAGAAAUUGAGGAAAAAAUUAAUAAAAUUAGGUGGUUACCACAACAGAAUGCUGCUCAUUUCCUGCUGUCUACAAAUGAUAAAACUAUUAAAUUAUGGAAAAUAAGUGAAAGGGAUAAAAGAGCCGAAGGUUAUAAUUUAAAAGAUGAAGAUGGAAGACUUAGGGAUCCUUUCAGAAUCACAGCACUACGGGUGCCAAUAUUGAAACCCAUGGACCUAAUGGUAGAAGCAAGUCCCAGAAGGAUAUUUGCGAAUGCACAUACUUACCACAUAAACUCUAUUUCAGUAAAUAGUGAUCAUGAAACGUACCUUUCUGCAGAUGACCUAAGAAUUAACCUAUGGCACUUAGAAAUCACGGAUAGAAGUUUUAAUAUUGUAGAUAUUAAGCCUGCUAACAUGGAGGAGCUGACAGAAGUGAUCACUGCUGCGGAGUUCCACCCGCAUCACUGUAACGUCUUUGUCUACAGUAGCAGCAAAGGCACGAUUCGACUCUGUGACAUGCGUUCCUCAGCCCUCUGUGACAGGCAUUCAAAAUUUUUUGAAGAACCUGAAGAUCCUAGCAGCAGAUCAUUUUUUUCAGAAAUAAUAUCAUCGAUAUCUGAUGUAAAAUUCAGUCACAGUGGUCGAUACAUGAUGACAAGAGACUACCUUUCUGUUAAAGUGUGGGAUCUCAAUAUGGAAAACAGGCCUGUAGAGACAUAUCAAGUUCAUGAGUAUCUUCGAAGCAAGCUUUGUUCCCUUUACGAAAAUGACUGCAUCUUCGACAAAUUUGAAUGCUGCUGGAACGGUUCUGAUAGUGCGAUCAUGACUGGAUCUUACAACAACUUCUUUCGAAUGUUUGACCGAAACACGCGACGGGAUAUCACUCUGGAAGCAUCCAGGGAGAGCAGCAAGCCUCGUGCCAUCCUGAAGCCGCGCAAAGUGUGCACGGGUGGCAAGAGGAAGAAGGACGAAAUAAGCGUUGACAGUCUGGACUUCAACAAGAAGAUUCUCCACACAGCAUGGCAUCCCGUGGAGAACAUCAUUGCCGUAGCUGCCACCAAUAAUUUGUAUAUAUUCCAGGACAAAAUUAACUAGAGAUGACUUACCUGAGGACAGAGUCGUCGUCUUGCAUAGUUCAGCUCAGUUGUUUAUCUGUAAAAGAGAAGGCCUUGUUGUCCUACCAGUGAAGAACUUUGAUGCACUUACUUCCCUUUAGGCAAAGGAGAGGAUCUGGCCUGGUUUUUGCGUUCACGGUGCGGUUCUGCCUUCGGCGGGGCAGGGAGCGUCAGUCGCCGUGCUCUGGGAGCAACCCUCCAGAGGCAGAACUGAUGGACGGCGCUCAGUGAGGCCAAUACUCCAAACAAGUGUAUUUAUUUAAGUCUGAGCCUUCCUUUCCAGUUUAUAGACCAAAAAUUUAACACCCAA
This is a messenger RNA of Opisthocomus hoazin, 1602 nucleotides long. Lineage: Eukaryota; Metazoa; Chordata; Aves; Opisthocomiformes; Opisthocomidae. The record is from RefSeq and is a predicted model, not a curated record.